AUGGUUCAAGAAGGAAAUCCAGAAGCAAGACCGGAAGAGUAUAUGGAGCUGGAUUAUGAGGGUAGCGAGUCGGACGAGGAGUCAGAGGAAGGAGAAGACGUUAAGAAGACCCCGUAUGAGCUCUACCCUUCGGAGAUCACAUCAGACCAGCACACAGUACAGAGGAGCACUACUCGCCCAAUACGCUCUCUAACGGAGGAAGUAGCCAACGAAAAGCAACGAAUCUUUGCGACUGAAGCUAGGGCAAUUCGAGUAGAGAAAAAGGAGGAUGAGAUCACUCGUGAGAUGAGUGAAUUAACUGAGCUUCUAGUGCGUCAAUUCGGCAUCUGA
Molecule: messenger RNA, 330 nt
Organism: Lactuca saligna
Lineage: Eukaryota; Viridiplantae; Streptophyta; Magnoliopsida; Asterales; Asteraceae
Source: the annotation of a GenBank genome assembly